Glycine soja is the source of this 1283-nucleotide messenger RNA. Its product is annotated as cysteine and histidine-rich domain-containing protein RAR1-like. The transcript has 6 exons. The coding region runs from base 209 to 883 and encodes 224 amino acids. Gene Ontology annotation, cellular component: nucleus; cytoplasm. Gene Ontology annotation, biological process: defense response to fungus; defense response to bacterium. NCBI's taxonomy places the organism in Eukaryota, Viridiplantae, Streptophyta, Magnoliopsida, Fabales, Fabaceae. The record is from RefSeq and is a predicted model, not a curated record. Gene Ontology annotation, molecular function: Hsp90 protein binding.
AUUGUGUGUGUCAUGCUAACCCAACUCAAAAACUGGAACCUGUUGGAAGUUGAGUGGAAACUGAGAUUCUGAGAGGAAUCAGCCCUUUUCCGUAUACUUUACUUGAACAAGCCGUUUGAGUUCGGCGUGUUUAAUAAAUAAAAUCACAAGACAACGUUGUCUUGCGCCUGAAAGUGUUGUGGAGACAAAACCACAAUACAGUUUUAGAAUGGAGAAGACAGCAGUUAAAGUUCGAUGCCAGAGGAUUGGGUGCGACGCCAUGUUCUCCGAGGCCGACAACCCCGACGGUUCCUGUCGAUACCAUGAUUCGGGACCUAUAUUUCAUGAUGGAACAAAAGAAUGGAGUUGUUGCAAGAAAAGAAGUCAUGAUUUUAGCUUGUUUUUGGAAAUUCCAGGAUGCAAGACAGGAAAACAUACAACAGUUAAGCAAGUUAUUACACCAGUGAAGAAGAACACCAUGCCCUCUCCAACUGCUGUUUCUUCUACCAAUGCAUCAUCAAAGGAGUCUUGUCCCAGAUGUCGGCAGGGUUUCUUUUGCUCAAAUCACGGCUCGCAAAGCAAACCUGUAAAUGUUGUUGGAGACAAGGCUGCAAAUCUUGCUGGAGAUGUCUCUGCUGAUAAUAAUUCAAGUGUUGAGGCUCCGAAACCUAAGAAGAUAGUUGAUAUAAAUGAAGCCCAAGUAUGUAAAAAUAAAGGAUGCGGUCAAACUUUCAAGGAAAAGGAUAAUCAUGACACUGCUUGCAACUACCAUCCUGGCCCUGCUGUUUUUCAUGACCGGAUGAGAGGGUGGAAGUGCUGUGAUAUUCAUGUAAAAGAAUUUGAUGAGUUUAUGAGCAUUCCUCCGUGUGCAAAGGGAUGGCAUAAUGCGGAUCCAGAGUCCUGAUCACUGGAGACACAGAAGGACGAGUUAUUUUCUUACAGUUGCAGAUCCUCUAAAUGAAAUGGAAAAGGGGUUUGUUGAUUCAUUGUUGUCGAUUAAUUAGAGCAAAACAUUGUCUACUCUUUUUUCCGUCUCCCUCAUCCCCCUUUGGACUGUUCAAACUCUAUGGUUAAUUUGAGAAGCUAUAAGAGGUCAUUCCAUCAGGAUGAUUACUGUGGUCUGUGGAUAGUGUAGAAUGUGAAGUUGUCUUGUGUUCUUUGAAUGUUGCUAUUUGCUUUCGUUUGGCUGGUUUGGACGGCUAAUUUUGAAAGAUGUUGAAUUAUGGUUUUGUCCACAAUGGUCUUGUCUCCUGGGCAAAAAUGUUUUUUUUAUUUAUUCAUUAUUGAAACGCUUUAUUAGGCUA